AUGCUUUCCCGACAAAUCCCCACGUUGGGCCGCCAAUUGCGACGAUCGUCGAUCCGGUGUGCGUCGACCGCCGCGUCGACUCCCGCAACCUCCUCCGCCUCGCCCGUGCCACUGGCCAACGUAAGCCCGCCCACUGAAGCAGUCACCUCUCCCGCUUUCGGAAACUACAGCGCGUGGGCACAGCAGCUGACAUUGUGAACCUCGUCCUCCACCGUACUUCUCAUGGCAAUGACCCGCUGAUGGACCCGAUCGAUCGGCCGCGACCAACGCACCUGCGUGCUCGUCUACCUACGCUUGUCCCACCACUCGACCCCGAAUCACAUUCAACUGCCCGCACCGGUUCACACCACCGAAAACAGAUCGAGGCAUCGUGGAAGGGUUUGACGCCGGCCGAGCAAGAGUCGACGUUCAAGGCGCUCGAGGACCUUCAGAAGAAGGACUGGACCCAAUUGUCGAUUGACGAGAAGAAGGCUGGUCAGUGCUACUCUCUGGAUCCUCGAUGGUGGCAGAUGCGUCCCCUCUCUUUUGAUAGGGAGGAGACAGUGUGGUGUAUUGCAUGGCUUGUCCCGAGGAAGCCACGCAAACUGACGCUUCCUGGGUGUUUAUGUGUUGGGCGCGGAUUUCUGGUUUUUGUAUUCGGCGCGGCAAUUCCUCGUUACCAAUUUCGAAAUCGGAUUCAUUCAGCCUACUACGUCGCUUUCGGCCCGCACGGCCCCAGGGAGCCGAUCCUUGCGCCCGGGUCCGGAGCCAAGACGCUCGGGGGUGUCACCCUCGCCGUCAUCGUCAGUCUCGGAUUGUUCACCGCAGCCCGCACUCUGGGUAAGUGCGAAAAUUCUAGCCAAUCUUUGGUGCUGUGACGAAGCAGGCGGCGUGCUGACAGGGCACCGAUAACCCGCUACCCCUACCCCACCGUAUGACCGCGCGGACAAUUCAAUCGAUAAUCCAUCCCAUCAUCCAUCGCCACCACUCGAAAAAAUGGCGUCGCAACCAAACAGCUCAAGAGAAGCCCAAGACGCUGAGUCGAGAAUGGCAAGAGGCCUCGAACGAGAUGGCCAAGGAGCAAAAGAUGGAUCCUUUCACCGUGAGUUUGUGGAAGAUCCUUUCGUGGAGGUGACGGCAUCGCUGACUCGAUUGAACGGGUACGAUGAUACGACAGGGUGUUACUUCAGAGGGCUACAAGGGCAAGGGCUUCGUCAACAAUAAGGUGAGAGCAGGCAUCCCAGCGCACCCCCACAUCUUUCGCCGCAUUUGAGCAAACCUGAUCGGCGUGUUGUUUCUGCCAAUUUCUCUCUCAGUGA
Messenger RNA from Microbotryum saponariae, 1298 nucleotides. NCBI's taxonomy places the organism in Eukaryota, Fungi, Basidiomycota, Microbotryomycetes, Microbotryales, Microbotryaceae. The record is from the annotation of a GenBank genome assembly.